UCCUCUCGAGCCGUGGUGUCGGGUUUCACCGCGAGUAGGCAUGAGAGUAGGAGCGGUCGAUUCCUUCAUUCAUUUUCUGUCAAGGGUAGCGUAGCGUGUGCCAAUGCAAAGUAGGCAACACUCAACCCCGCUGGUUAACAGUAGCUAGGCGCUUACUUUGGUAUGAUAUUUUGGCGGUGAGCGAUGGAAAUGAAAGACUCGUGCAGUGUCAUUUUAACAGCAUAUCAUUCAUACGCACAGUCCAGGAUACAUUUGGUGGAUGAGGGCUAUGCGCCUCCAAGACACUCUCCUUGCAGGAAGGUGCAGUACCAGGGGAUAGACCUACUAGGCAGGAUGAGUUCUAGGGGGACCAGGCCCUCUCCCCCUCCCAGCCCACCGGAGCGGCCGGCGUCACGGGACUCCCAGGACUCCAUGGAGGACUACUGGAGCGAAGUGAAGAACAUUGAGGAAGAUGGUCAUCGGGGCCACGAGGACUUGCUGGAGAAGGGCAGUAUGGACGGUAGGCUACAGGCGGAGCUUGAGGAGGCGUGGCUGCAGGAUGCGGGUCUUUCCACGCUGGUGUCGGGGGCGUUGGGGGAGGGGCCUGCGGAGGCGCUGCUCUCCACGCUAACGCGCUCGCAGGCAGCCAUGGUGAAGAAGCGUGUGGAUAAUUACACCCUGACCGUGAGGAAGAGAAGCAAGCAGCCGACUAGACACGUCCGAGACAUCUUCUCCACGCCAGACACAUCGCCAGUUGAUCCCAUACCCCCUGUCCCCCCCACGUCACCCAAUGGAGACAUGCCUUCCAGAUGCGUCCACCGGACGUCUUCUAGAGUGCGGCCUGCGUGUCCCAGCUUCUCCCAGAGCACAGAGAGAUGUGUUUCAGAGUGCCCUCCCUGCCCACCACCUCAGGACACCUCUGACUCCCUGUCUUUCGAGGUGCCCUACUCCGAGGGCACCACUGCACACCACAGGGGCCGCCAGGGGGACUGCCAGGACUGCCAACGCAUCCGCAGAGAUGACCAUGACCUGCCAACAUUUCAGCUGCCCAGGCCUAAACUGGGCCUCACCCGCAUCCAAGACCUGUCUUGUGAGGACAUGAAGAAGAUCGGCUACAUCUCUUUGAUUGAACUGACCACCUUCUACGACGGCCUGGGCAUCGAGCUCAAACGCAACCGAGCGGCACGUAGCAAGGCCAGAGAAAGUGGUAUAUUUGGAGUUCCCCUAACCACUCUACUGGAGAACGACCAGAAGAAGUUUCCUGGGUCCAAGGUUCCUCUUGUUUUCAGAAAGCUCUUGUCCAAGCUGGAGCAGACAGGACUACAGACUGAGGGGAUUCUCAGAGUACCAGGGUCUGCCUCCAGAGUGAAACAUCUGCGCCAGGAGCUGGAGCAGAAGCUCUAUGAGGACCGGUUUAACUGGGAGCAGGUGAGGCACAAUGACGCAGCGGGUCUGCUGAAGAUGUUCAUCAGAGAACUGCCUUAUCCUCUGCUCACGUUCCAGCACGCUCCUGCCUUCUCCGCCGCACAGAAUAUCUCCUCUCCCAGACAGCAGAUCCAGGCCCUGCACCUCCUCAUCAUGCUGCUACCUGAGCCCAACAGAGACACACUCAAGGCGCUGUUGGAGUUCCUGAGGAAGGUGGUUGCCUAUGAGGAAAAGAACAGGAUGGGUCUGUGGAACGUGUCCAUGAUCGUGGCUCCCAACCUCUUCACCUACCGGGGCAAGAACGCCAAACAGGAGGAGAUACAGGGCGCAGCAGGGGCAGCCCACCUCGUACGGCUACUCAUCACACACCAGGACCUGCUCUGGACCGUGCCCUGCUUUCUCAUCUCCCACGUGAGGAAGUUAAAUGAGGCUGGUGCCAGCAAGAAGCCGCCCAGCUCAGAGAAGACCAAGAGGAAGCUGCUACAGAUUAGGAGGAAGACCACUGAACGAGAGAAGACUGAGAGGAGCGAGCUCACUGACCUCCGACAAGGGGUCAUCAGGGUUCACGCCCCACUACACGCCAAGAUCUCCAUGGCGAUCCAGCUUGACAACGAGACCAAGGCCAAAGACGUUAUGGCGCGCUUCGACUACGAGAACGGUCGUGGCACCAGAAACACUAGUCGGAGGCCAUGUCAGUAUUUGUUUGAGGUCGGAGGAAACAUAGGUGAACGUAGCUUGGACCCUGAGACUCACCUUCUAGACGUGUACCACGUGAAUCCCCACUGCGAAUGGGUCUUAAAACCCACAACCACAUGAGAACUGAGGAUUUCACUCACUCAAACACAGAGCACAAGCAGACUGAACCGCUGCUCUCUUGAGGUCAUCCUGGUGAACUGACCAUGCAUGGAGGCCUGGUUGAAUUGAGGUUUCAUCCCCAACUACAGACUACUAAAAAGAGAGACGGCACUUAAAAAGGGACUAUGAAGAGGUACAUUCUCCUGCUGAAGGAUAGAUAGUUCCUGUUUUGUGGGAUUAAACCUUUUUUUAAACAAAUUACAAAAAAAAGGACGGAACCACUGUACUCUGAAAAUCCGGGUUCUGUAUGGAAGUAUUUGGAGGAGGGACAGCUUUGUGAAGACGUGCCACACACGUGACCAACAACAUACUAUUUCUGGACAUUUGAAUUGUUUGAUGCCAAAUAUGUGCGCAGCAAGGUUCACCCACUACAGAGGCCAUGGACACAGUAACAGACAAGGAUGGGUCUGAUAAUCAAAUAAUGUUUACCACUUCAUGCAAGAUCCAGUUAACAUAUAUUUUCUAUAUUUAUACCACUAAUUGAUCCUGUUUUUAAGUAUUGUCAGACAUAAUACAUGUAAUUUUGUAAUUGCAGCAUGUUGAUUGCAAAACCAUUGGGAGUGAGGAGAUUCAGAACAUGUGCAUGAUGGGAAGGAACAAGCGGAGAUGGGAUGAUCUUAUACUGAAUACAGACAUUGUUUCCAUCUCCAACGUUGAAACAACUUCCUUUUCAUGGUCUCUGAUCAGGACUAGGCAGGUGAUAACAAUUUAGUGAAAGCCUAUCCAGUCCCUUCACCUGUCAGUGGUCAUGAUGGAAAGGUGAUGAGGAGAGGAAGCUGUGUCAGAGUAUUGAAACACAGCCCCACAUCAGAAACUUCAUAGCAGUUUGCCUGACAUGCUUCCAAACUGAUUUGACUUUGUUUCACUUCAAACCACAGUGUUCAGUCUGUUUUAACCAGGCUAGUCUUUGUCUGCUUACAGUGUUUGAACUUGUGAAUAAUGUUUACUUUCAGUGUAUGUAUGUAUGUAUGUAUGUAUGUAUGUAUGUAUGUAUGUAUGUAUGUAUGUAUGUAUGUAUGUAUGUAUGUAUGUAUGUAUGUAUGUAUGUAUGUAUGUAUGUAUGUAUUAGCCCAACCAACCUCUCUCCACUUUGUUCUGGGUCGUUCCAACUUUGUGCCUUUUGAGAAGUGUAACUUAGUCAAAAAUAUUGAUUUCACCUAAUUUGAACAUUGUCAUAAAGAGCACAUGUUAAACUUAAUUUAAAAAAACUGUUUUCCCAUCAAGGUAAAAUAAAAAAAUAAGUUCCUAUUAAGUGCCAAAUAAAGUAACAUGGCUGACUGUAACAGGGUUGAUGAUUUCAUCUUAAAACAGCCAUAAAUCCCCUUGUUGUGAGAAAUUUGAAAGAAAGUAAGCUUCAAAAUGUUUUUUUUUAUUGUUAAAAAAUUGUUAUGUUCGACCCCCACGCACUUUUCCAUCACAAAACACCAGAACAUGGUAAAAACACACCAGAACAUGGUAAAAACAAAGAAAGAGGAGAACCAACUCACCUGCUUUUACACCAUGGGGGUUGACUAGUAAAUGUUCAAUGUUUCUUUUGAAAAAUACAUUUAUAAAGGAAUAGUUUCGCCAUGUUAAAACGAGUUCAGUUCACGUAACAGGGUUGACCUUAAAAUGAGGGACAGACGUAAAUGAAUCACUCAUCACGUUAAAUAAAUCUUCAGAAAUUACUUUUUCAGAGAAAUAAAACAACUAGGACUUUACAAUGAUGGUGAAAACCUGGGAGACAUUUUGGGGUUAAGGGGGUUAAAGUCUUUCUAGAAGUCAGAGUUGACAUUCAGAGUUGCUGAAUUUUGGCACUAUUAAAAUACUUAUUGUAUUCUUCAUGUGGUCUAUAUUAAAGGGCACUUAAUUGAAUAUAACAGGCUUUUAAAAUGCCUUAUUGGUGCUCGAUUUCUACUUAGCAUAUUAAAGGCACUCUUUGUGGAACGACCAGCAGUGUUAGCCUAGCCUGGCUUCCAACUUGGUUUCACUUCAAACCAUAGUAAAUGCUUACAGCAUUUGAACUUGCGACUGUUUACUUGCAGCUCAUGUACGUAUUAGUCAAACCAACCUCUCUACUUCUACUAUGCUGUGCUGUUACUGUAGUUCAGUGUUUGCCUGUGCCAUGAUUGUCAGCCUUUUUUUGUUACAAGUAUUCUGUGGUCCCAAAAUGAACCUGUAGAAAAUGCAUUGAAAUCAUCGUUCUGCUCAGGAUUAUUUAAUUUAUCCUUCCAAAGCCAUUGUGUGUAAAAUAAUUGUGUGAAAGAUUAAUUUGUACCAUAGACCUACUACAAUGUGUGUAUUGUCUGUAUAUAGAAUACUGAAUUUUGCACGUUUUUAUUUUGUUUUAUUUGCUUUCUUUUAUUUGACCACGACAGUUUUGGCCAAGUGGCACAAUGUUUCACUGACACUGAGUAACAAUGGAAUAUAAAGUAAAGUAAAACAUUUCCUUCCCA
This is a messenger RNA of Oncorhynchus keta (chum salmon), 4694 nucleotides long. Its product is annotated as rho GTPase-activating protein 18-like. Gene Ontology annotation, molecular function: GTPase activator activity. The record is from RefSeq and is a predicted model, not a curated record. Gene Ontology annotation, biological process: regulation of small GTPase mediated signal transduction; negative regulation of stress fiber assembly; signal transduction. NCBI's taxonomy places the organism in Eukaryota, Metazoa, Chordata, Actinopteri, Salmoniformes, Salmonidae. The transcript is spliced from 15 exons. Gene Ontology annotation, cellular component: cytoplasm. The coding region runs from base 184 to 2220 and encodes 678 amino acids.